CUAGGGUUUUCGGCACUGUGUGGGACGAGCGCGCUAGAUAGAGCGGCCAUCGCGCGAGAGGGAGCUGUGUUGGUCUGUCCGCUCUCCAUGAGCUGCGCCGGCGUGCGCUGCGGAGCCGUAGCCUCGGGUGCUCGCCAUGGAUCCGGCUGCCUCGCCCGCCGCGCCGCCAGCGGUGCUGCUCCCGGACGACGAUGAAUGGGAUGCCGAGGGAUUCGAGAUUCCUAGCUUGAACACCACUACCACAGCGAGAACGGAGAAGGCUGUGGAGACUUUAAAGCCAACACUGCAGAAGCCGAUAAACACACAGGUGGAGAAUCUCUACCUGGGCCCUCACGGUGCAAAGCCUGGUCUAAGGCAGCCAUCGUCGCUCCAGGAGAACUUCGCGGGGGGGAAGAAGCAGCGUUUCAAGCAGAAGCUCAGGGAUGCCGACCACCGGAGCAAUGGGACGUUUGGACGGGAGAACAAGGUGGAAGUCAUUUGCGAUCUCGUUGGUGCCAAAUCCUCGCAAGUCAGGCCAGUGACAACACCAACACCCAGGAAAAGCUCCGGAGAGUGGCUGGAUCCUCACUGCCAGGAAUCGUUCUUCGAGAAAUCCAAGACCCGGGGCUGAAGAUCAUCCAAGAGAACCAUAGUUUCUUCUCGAUCAAAGAUAGCGUAGCUUAAAAACAAAGAAGCUUGUUCUUAUGGAUAAUACUACGUUUGUGUCUCUUGCCAUGGUGUCAUCCCCACCGGACACGUGGCGCGCUGGAUGCCGUCGCGUGGCAGCAUUUUAGCUUCCGGGCAUGUAGGUAUAAAAAGCUUCUUUCCAUUGCUUGAGAGAACCGCUCGCAGGGCUUUUGCAGGCGGGGAAGAACAUCCCUAGCAUUCUUCUCGCGGGAGAUUUUGCUCGUCAGCCAUGGAUUGUGGAGCUAAUGGAACGAAACGAAUCGUGGAUUUUCGAUCGGAUACCAUCACCAAGCCGACAGCGGCGAUGCGAGCCGCCAUGGCCAGCGCCGAGGUUGAUGACGACAUUGUCACGGUCGAUCCUACCAUGGACGAGCUCCAGAAGGAAAUGGCUAGAAUAUUUGGGAAAGAGGCCGCCUUGUUUGUUCCUUCCGGUACGAUGGGGAAUCUCAUCAGCGUCCUUGUUCACUGUGAGGCCCGUGCAAGCGAGGCCAUCAUCGGGUCUGAGAGCCACAUCAAUGUUUACGAGCAAGGUGGAAUGGCAACGCUGGGCGGUGUUUUCCCGAGCAUUGUUCCAAACAAUCCGGAUGGAACCAUGGACUUGAGGGCGGUCGAAAACGCUAUCAAGCCUUUGGACGACGAGCACUUUGCGACGACUCGCUUGAUUUGCAUCGAGAACACUCACAACCGAUGCGGUGGAAGAUGCGUCUCGGUUGAGUACACGGAUCAGGUUGGCCAGCUUGCCAAGAGAUAUGGAUUGAGACUACACGUAGACGGUGCCCGAAUUUUUAACGCAUCCACAGCUCUGGGGGUGUCUCCGGAAAGACUUGUUCGAGCAGCUGAUACUGUAUCGGUUUGCUUGUCAAAAGGAUUGGCUGCACCAGCGGGAAGUGUGAUUGUUGGAUCGCAUGAAUUCAUUGAGAAGGCUAAACGACUGCGAAAGGCUUUGGGUGGAGCUAUGAGACAAGUAGGAAUACUGGCUGCUCCUGGUCUGGUAGCGCUGAAAGACAUGGUUUGCAGAUUGUACGAAGAUCACUCCAAUGCUCGUCUAUUAGCAGAAGGAUUGUGUGGAAUGAAAGGCCUGCAGGUGGACAUGAGCGCAGUCGAGACAAACAUUGUAAAUGUGGACGUGACCAAGUCACGCUUCACAGCGGAAGAACUGUGCAGAGCUAUGGGAAAGAUUGGGAUUCUCUCGUAUGACCUGACCAAGACAAGUAUCCGACUGGUGACACAUUAUCACAUUUCGGAGGAUGAUGUACGCUACACGCUCGCUUGCUUUCAGCGUGUAUUGGCUGAUGAAAAUGGACGUCACGUUCCGUGAAUUGGCAUUUUGUCUCUAUGUCAUUUUUAAUUGUUUCCUUACUAAUUUAAACCAAAACUACAUCUGUAAA
Selaginella moellendorffii is the source of this 2054-nucleotide messenger RNA. RefSeq names its product probable low-specificity L-threonine aldolase 2. The transcript has 13 exons. Gene Ontology annotation, biological process: L-threonine catabolic process; glycine biosynthetic process. Lineage: Eukaryota; Viridiplantae; Streptophyta; Lycopodiopsida; Selaginellales; Selaginellaceae. Gene Ontology annotation, cellular component: cytosol. Gene Ontology annotation, molecular function: L-allo-threonine aldolase activity. The record is from RefSeq and is a predicted model, not a curated record. The coding region runs from base 896 to 1984 and encodes 362 amino acids.